AUUAUAGAUUUAUCAUCAGACUAGUGUCGCUGGCGGUGCAGUAUUCCCAGGCCAACAACUCCAUCUACCACCGGCAGUACCAAGCCUUUUUGUGCCGCCACUGCUUGCAAAUUCUUUAUCAGCUGCCGCUGCUGGAUCGGCUGGUGUUGUCACACAAGCGACUGGCUUAGCAACUGCUGCCACUCAUCCGCUUGUUACAACUUACUCUGUGCGCAACGGACCAAUCUUUCCAGCUGUUACAUCGCAACCAGAUCUUAGCGCUAAACAGGAGUGCUACGUUGAACUUAGUCGUUUGCCAUCGGAACUUUUACGUCCAGCAGCGCUUGAGCAAUUUUUG
Molecule: messenger RNA, 337 nt
Organism: Gongylonema pulchrum
Lineage: Eukaryota; Metazoa; Nematoda; Chromadorea; Rhabditida; Gongylonematidae
Source: the annotation of a GenBank genome assembly